AUGUCUGAACUUGCAUUAGAUGACAAAAGGGCAGAGUUUAUUGCUGAGUAUAUUCUGACGUCACAUAAACUUAAAAAUGAUAAGUGGAUGAAAUUGUGGAAUACCGAUGAUAUUAAACAAAAAAUCACCAAUUUCUUUGAAAAACCUGAUGUCACACAACUUUUCAUUCUUUUGAUGCCGAGUGGCUUUUUGACGGCCGAAAAUGAUUUUCCUGUUGGGUCCAAGUCCAAAGCUAGCUUUUUUAUGAAGAAGUCAAAAGAGGCUAUUCCUAAAGAUGGGGUCAUAACAAAAUAUAUCUUCUACGGUGAUCUUUCAUACAGUCCUUUGGAUCAUUUUUCGGUGUUCGUUGACGAAGUGCUUGUCCCUGUUUUGUCUAACAAGAAAAACUACAGUUCUUGGCCAUCUGUUGUUUAUGAGGAUGUCAUAAAAUAUGCACACGGUCUGAAAAGGCAAACGGAUAUUGUCGUUGGGCAGGCAAAAGGAAAGACAUUUUUACCUCUGCCGAUUGAACAAGAGCGGUUAAAGGAGCAUGUUAAAGAAGGUAAGGUUAAUCGAAGUUUUAUAUAUGCUAUCGAAUCACUUGUCAUUGACUGGUCACAUCAAAUCCACAAAGUAUUGCUAAGGGACUCAUCUCAACCAUUAUUAAGUGGAUUACAUCCCACUCCAUUGGUGGAACUGGACUUUUGGAAGGCGAAAGUAGAAAAUCUUGAAAACAUCUAUUCUCAGUUAUGUACACCAAAAGUCAAACAAAUGGCGCAAAUUUUAGAGCAGGCUAAUAGUAGCUACUUUGUUCCAUUUAAAGAAAUGUUUAAAUCUAUUGUAACAGCUUUACGUGAAGCACAAGAUAUUGACAUGCAUUUAACUAUGAUGCGUACAAGAUUAGAAGACAUGGAACAAGCUGAAUUCGACCAGUUAUCACAACAUAUUGAACCUAUUUUUGAUUUAAUCUGUUUAGUAUGGGCUAGUUCUAAAGGCUACCGACAACCAGCAAGAAUACUAGUUCUUUUACAGGAAUUAUGUAAUUUAAUGAUUAAUCAAUGUCGAACAAAUUUAGAUCCCUAUGAUAUAUUAAAAGGUGAGGCUGAAGAGAUCCAACCUAAAAUUGAAUAUACUUUGAAGAUAUUACAUAAAUUUAAAAAUAUAUAUCAUCAACAUCGUGAAAACUUACCAAAAUAUUUUGAAAUAGUUUCUCAAAAACUAAAUAUUUCAGAUGAAAUUACUUUAUGGGAAUUUAAAAAUGAAUUGGCUUUUAGUCGAUAUGAUUCAUUUGUUGAACGUGUUAAUUCAGUACAUCAUUUAGUGUCAACAGCUAUUGAAUUUUUAAAAUUAGAAAAGUUAGUAUUCGGUGGAAUUGAAGGCGGUUCCUUAAAUCAACGUGUCACAGAAAUUUAUGAAUCGUUUUGUAAUAAAUACAAGAUGUUCAAUGAUAGAACGUAUGAUGUUCUGGAUCCUCUGAAUGAAGAGUUUUGUAAGGAUUUCGCAGAUUUUAACAAGCAUGUUCAAGAUUUGGAACAUCGACUGUCUAAUGUGAUUGAACAUGCAGUAGACGACUGCCCAGCUUUAGAACAUUUUCUCAAGCUUAUCAGUAUUCUGCAUACAUUAUUGGACAGACCUAUAAUCAAGGAGAGUUUUCAACCUAAAUAUAAAUUACUAACUCGAAUGUUGAAUGAAGAGAUGGAUACAGUGAAAAAUAUCUAUGACUAUCAUGUAGCUGGUGAAAAGUUUAGACAAGAAAUUCCAUUAUUGAACUCAAUAUCAUCUGCAAAUGACAAGUCACUAACAGGUGAUAAAUCAUCAGAAGAGAAGCAUGAUGUAAAACUUGGUCUUAACAAGAAACAACCAUCAUAUUAUUCAGAAAUUCAUAAAAAUAUGCCUAGAUUGUCAGGAAAUUUAAAAUGGGCAAAUGAUUUGAAGAGUCGCAUUACACAACCCAUGGAAAUGAUAAAUCAAUUAGACUUGCCAAUAUUUCAUACCAAAGAAGGUGAAUUAAUUCAAAAGAAAUAUGAUCAAAUACUGAAUCUCCUUCAUGAUUAUGAAAAACGUGCAUUCGAUGAAUGGUCUAAAAGUGUAGAUGAAAUAUGUUCAUUUAAUUUAUCUCAACCACUACUUGUACGUGAUCCAAAUACAAAAAUGCUAAGUGUAAAUUUUAAUGCAAAACUUGUAGCUAUCCUUCGUGAGGUUAAAUAUUUAGGCUUAUUUACAGAAGAAAUAAUUCCUGAUUCAGCAACUAAAUUAUAUGAACAAAAUGAGAAACUGCGCAAUUUUCAUAUUAGUUUAGAUAUGAUUGUUCAAGCAUAUAGUUAUUUAUCUAAUCAACUUAUAUCUGUUGAAACAGAAUUAGUAAACAACGAAAUGGGUUUAUUUGAUAAACAAGCAAAAGAAGCUGAAACUUCAUUGAGUUGGAAAACUAGUGAUGCAUGGGAUUAUAUACAAAAAACACGAAAUCAAAUAGAUGAUUUAAAACAUCGCGUCGUGCAAACUCAAGAAAAUGCACAACAAAUUCGUUUAAUUAUGACCACGUGGUCUAAAACACCAUUGUUUGAACGCAAAGAUGGUAAAAAAGAUACAUUAUUAGGAUUGGAUGAUCGAGAGGAUAGAUGUUCAAAACGUUAUGCAGAAAUUACAGAUGCCGGAAAACAAAUACUUAGUCUCCUGGAAACAAAUCGUGGAUUAUUUAAAGCUAAUGAAAAUGAUCCUGCCUGGACAAAAUACAUUGAAUAUAUCGACAGUAUUGUAGAAAAUGGUCUUGUUCAAACAAUUGAAUGUAGUUUAAAUUAUUUACUUACCGAAACUGAAGAUGCACCAAUAACAGCUGCUCUGUUAGAAGCUCAAAUGGAACUACAAGCUCCAGAUAUAUCAUUUCAACCAUCUAUGGAUGUUGAAUCGAAGAAUGGGUUGUAUUCACUUGUUGAUCAUAUUAUUGAAGAUAUUUAUAAACAAGCCACAUUUAUUCCCUAUAUAACCAAUUUGAGUAUGAAAGAAAGCUAUAUGACCAAAAUGAAUCAAAAUGAAAAUUUAUUGAAAAAACGUAAACAACUAUUAGACCGUGUAGAAAUUGUUAUGAAAAAGGCAUUAAAUUAUCGUUCCACAUUUGAUGCAUAUUCUUAUUUAUGGAUUGAUGAUCGUAAUGAAUUUAUGCAACAGUUUUUACUUUAUGGACAAGCUGUCAGUCAAGAAGAUCUUGAUUUGAUCAAUACUGGCGGUAUACAAAGGACUAGUGAAUUAGAUGAUAAUUCCAGUAAUUUACCAGUAUUAAAACCACCAACGUUGGAACAGUUUAAAGAGCAAAUCGAUUAUUAUGAAAAAAUCUAUGAAGAGGUUGGUAAAGUAGAUGGAUCUACUAAAUUUGAUUCUUGGUUCCGUGUUGAUGCUCGUAAAUUUAAACAAGCGCUCAUAAAUGUCAUUAAACGAUGGAGUCUAAUGUUUAAACAACAUUUAAUUGAUCAUGUUACAACCAGUUUAGAGGAUUUAAAUAAUUUCAUCCAGGUUUCCACUAAGGGUUUAAGUGUAGAUCUUCAAGACGGAAAUUAUGAUGCUUUAAUUUCUGUCAUGAAACAUUUAGGACAAGUAAAAGAUCGUCAAAUAGCCACAGAUGAAAUGUUCGAGCCAUUGAAACAAACAAUAGAACUAUUGAAAACAUAUAACCAAGAAAUGCCUGAUGACGUACAUCAGUUAUUAGAAUCAUUACCUGAAAAAUGGAACAAUGUCAAAAAACAAGCUAUAUUAAUGAAACAAACAGUUGCACCAUUACAAAAUAAUGAAGUUGCCAAUAUACGUCGUAAAUGUGCACAUUUCGAUGUGAAACAACAUAUGUAUCGUGAGGAAUUCCGUAAAAUGUCACCAUUUAAUUAUAGUUGUCAGAAUCCUUACGAAAUUAUAGACAAGAAUCAUCAAAGUUUAUUAUUAUUGGAAAACGAAAUGUCAAAUCUUCUUACAUCAGCUAGUUUAUUUGAAGUGAAUGUCCCCGAAUUUAAACAAAUUAAACAAUGUCGUAAAGAAUUAAAACUAUUGAAAAUAUUAUGGGACUAUAUUCAUUUAAUUCAAACAAGUAUACAUAAUUGGACAUUGAGUCCAUGGCGUACAAUAAAUGUUGAACAAUUAGAUUUAGACUGUAAAAAAUUUGCCAAAGAUUUACGUGGUUUAGAUAAAGAAAUGCGUGCAUGGGAUGCAUAUAUUGGUAUAGAAGAAAAAGUUAAAAAUAUGUUAACAUCAUUAAGAGCAGUAAGUGAAUUACAAAAUCCAGCAAUACGUGAUCGGCAUUGGAUACAAUUAAUGAAAGCUACUGGUGUGAAAUUCCAAAUGACUGAAAGUACUACAUUAAUGGACUUAUUAUCAUUAAAUUUACAUGAAUAUGAAGAUGAAGUACGUAAUUUAGUUGAUAAAUCUGUAAAAGAAAUGAGUAUGGAGAAAGUAUUAAAAGAAAUCAAUGCAACGUGGUCACAAAUGACAUUUGAGCAAGAAACGCAUUCACGUACAAAUUUGAUUUUAUUGAAAGCAACUGAAGAAUUAAUUGAAACACUUGAAGAAAAUCAAGUACAAUUACAAAAUAUGAUGACAUCCAAAUAUAUUGCGUAUUUUCUUGAUGACGUAUCAUUAUGGCAAAAAAGAUUAUCUACAGCUGACCAAGUGAUUACUAUUUGGUUUGAAGUACAACGUACAUGGUCACAUUUAGAAUCGAUAUUUAUUGGUUCUGAAGAUAUACGUAAACAACUACCGCAAGAUUCUUUAAGAUUUGAUGGAAUUGAUCGUGAUUUUCGUCAAUUAAUUCAUGAAAUCGGUGAUGAUCGCAAUGUGAUUAAGGCAACAAGUCGACCACGUUUAUAUGAACGUUUAGAGUUAAUACAAAAAGAUUUAACUUUGUGUGAAAAAGCAUUAGCCGAGUAUUUAGAAACUAAACGUUUAGCAUUCCCACGAUUUUAUUUUGUAUCACCAACUGAUUUAUUAGAUAUCUUAUCAAAUGGUAAUAUACCAGAACAAGUUACUAAACAUUUAACUAAACUAUUUGAUUCAAUGGCUUCAUUGAAAUUUCGUCCUGAUGGUAAUAAAGGAAACUCAAAAAUUGCAUAUCAUAUGGGAGCUAAAGAUGGCGAACAAGUUAAAUUAUCAAAAGAUGUAAAUUUAGAUGGACAAGUUGAAGUAUGGUUAAAUAAAUUAUUAGAUGAAAUGCGUGCUACAAUACGUUAUUAUUUAUCAGAAGCUGUAUCAACAUAUGAAGAAAAAUCCCGUGAUCAGUGGUUAUUUGACUACCCAGCUCAAGUAUCAUUAGCUGGUUCACAAAUUGGUUGGACAACAGAAGUUAAUAUAAAUUUUGCUAGAUUAGAAGAAGGCUAUGAAAAUGCCUUGAAAGAUUAUAAUAAAAAACAAAUACAACAGUUAAACGCAUUGAUCACAUUAUUAAUCGGUGAAUUGAAUUCACAAGAUCGUCAAAAAGUCAUGACUAUCUGUACCAUUGAUGUACAUAAUCGUGAUGUAGUUAGCAAAUUAAUUAGUCAAAAAAUUGAUAAUGCAUUAUCAUUUACAUGGAUUAGCCAAUUAAGACAUCGUUGGGAUGAAAAACAACAAGAUUGUUUCAUUAAUAUUUGUGAUGCACAAUUUCGUUAUGCUCAUGAAUAUUUAGGUAAUACACCAAGAUUAGUAAUAACACCAUUAACAGAUCGUUGUUAUAUUACAUUAACACAAUCAUUACAUUUAACAAUGAGUGGUGCACCAGCUGGUCCAGCUGGCACAGGUAAAACAGAAACAACAAAAGAUUUAGGUCGUGCAUUAGGUAUUAUGGUGUAUGUAUUUAAUUGUUCAGAACAAAUGGAUUAUAAGUCCAUUGGUAACAUUUAUAAAGGUUUAGCUCAAUCUGGUGCAUGGGGUUGUUUUGAUGAAUUCAAUCGUAUUUCAGUGGAAGUUUUAUCUGUUGUCGCCGUACAAGUGAAAUGUAUACAAGAUGCAAUAAGAGAUAAAAAGAAACGAUUUAACUUUCUUGGUGAAGAGAUUAGUUUAGAUCCAGCAGUUGGUUUGUUUAUCACGAUGAAUCCUGGUUACGCUGGACGUGCUGAAUUACCGGAGAAUUUAAAAGCUUUGUUUCGUCCAUGUGCUAUGGUUGUGCCAGAUUUUGAAUUAAUUUGUGAAAUUAUGUUAGUUGCCGAAGGUUUUACCGAUGCUAGAUUGUUGGCUAGGAAAUUUUUAACCUUAUAUAAAUUAUGCAAAGAAUUAUUGUCGAAACAAGACCAUUAUGAUUGGGGUUUAAGAGCUAUUAAAUCUGUAUUAGUUGUGGCUGGUGCACUGAAACGUAGUGAUCCCGGUCGACCAGAAGAUCAAGUACUUAUGCGUGCAUUACGUGAUUUUAAUAUACCUAAAAUCGUCACUGAUGAUUUACCUGUAUUUAUGGGUUUAAUUGGUGAUUUAUUCCCAGCGUUAGAUGUACCUAGAAAACGUGAUUUAGAACUUGAAAAACAAGUUAAACAAGCUGCAAUUGAUUUGAAAUUACAAGCUGAAGAUAGUUUUAUAUUGAAAGCUAUACAACUGCAAGAGUUAUUCGCUGUAAGACAUUCAGUAUUUGUAUUAGGAAAUGCUGGUACAGGUAAAUCUAUGGUAUGGAAAACAUUAUAUCGUACAAAUUUGAACAUGAAAAAGAAACCAGUAGCUGUUGAUUUAGAUCCAAAAGCUGUUACAAAUGAUGAACUGUUCGGUAUUAUCAAUCCAGCUACACGUGAAUGGAAAGAUGGUUUAUUCUCUGUGAUUAUGAGAGAUUUAGCUAAUUUAACACAUGAUGGACCUAAAUGGAUUGUACUCGAUGGUGAUAUCGACCCAAUGUGGAUUGAAUCAUUAAAUACAGUGAUGGAUGAUAAUAAAGUUUUAACAUUGUCGAGUAAUGAGCGUAUUCCAUUAACACCUACAAUGCGUUUGUUAUUUGAAAUAAGUCAUUUGAAAACAGCUACUCCUGCUACUGUUUCACGGGCUGGAAUUUUAUACAUCAAUCCACAAGAUCUUGGUACAACUCCAUUUAUAUCCAGUUGGUUAGCUGCACGUGAACUACAAUCGGAACAGGCUAAUUUACAAAUUCUUUUUGAUAAAUAUGUCCCACCGUGUUUAGAAGUAUUACGUUCACGUUUUAAAAAAAUUACACCAAUUACUGAAAUUGCUCAUGUACAAAUGUUAUGCUACUUACUUGAUUGUCAUUUAACACCAGAAACUACACCACCAGAUUGUCCGAAGGAAUUAUAUGAAUUAUACUUUGUAUUUUGUGCUGUUUGGGCAUUCGGUGGAUCACUAUUUCAAGAUCAGUUAGUUGAUCAUCGUGUGGAAUUUAGUAAAUGGUGGGUAACUGAAUUUAAAAGUGUCAAAUUUCCAACAAAUGGUAUUGUAUUUGAUUAUUUCAUCGAUCCUGUGAGUAAGAAAUUUGAACUAUGGUCGAAGAAAUUACCAGUGUUUGAAUUAGACCCGGAACUUCCACUACAAGCCAUGUUGGUACCGACAACGGAAACAACUCGUUUACGUUACUUUUUAGAUUUACUACUACAACGUAAACGUCCUGUUAUGUUAGUUGGUAAUGCAGGCACUGGUAAAACAGUACUUGUACAAGAUACAUUCUCCAGUUUUAACGAAGAUAUUAUGAUUACGAAUGUACCAUUUAAUUUUUAUACAACAAGUGAAAUGCUUCAACGUGUUUUAGAGAAACCAUUAGAGAAAAAAGCUGGUCGAAAUUAUGGUCCACCUGGUAACAAACGUUUAAUCUAUUUUAUUGAUGAUUUAAAUAUGCCGGAAGUUGAUACUUAUUUUACAGUACAACCACAUUGUUUAAUAAGACAACAUAUUGAUCAUUCACACUGGUAUGAUAGAACAAAGUUGACAUUGAAGGAAAUCAAUAAUACUCAAUAUGUGGCGUGCAUGAACCCCACAUCCGGUAGUUUUACCAUUGAUCCAAGAUUACAAAGGCAUUUUUGUGUAUUUGGAUUAAGUUUUCCUGGUCAAGAAGCAUUGAAAAUAAUCUAUUCAUCUAUACUAACACAACAUUUGGGAUUAAUUAAUUGUUCCACAGCUUUACAAAAGUUCGCCGUAAAUGUUGUUGACUGUGCAUUAUUAUUACAUGCUAAAGUGGCUAGUGUAUUUUUACCAACUGCAAUCAAAUUUCAUUAUAUAUUUAAUUUGCGUGAUUUAUCCAAUAUAUUUCAAGGUUUAUUAUUUUCAACUAAUGAAUGUAUUCGUCAGCCGAGUGAUCUAAUACGUUUGUGGAUGCAUGAAUGUGAACGAGUUUACUCGGAUAAACUAAUUGAACGUGAAGAUGUUGAGUCGUUUCAGAAAAUUUUAAUAGAUAUCACUAAAAAAUGUUUUGAAGAUAUCGAUGAAAGUAUUGGUGAACCAAAAUAUUUACCAGUAACUAAUAUGAAUGAUUUAAAUAAAUUAUUAAAUGAAGCAUUGGACAAUUAUAAUGAAUUAAAUGCUGUAAUGAAUUUAGUUUUAUUUGAAGAUGCUAUUUCGCAUAUAUUACGUAUUAGUCGUAUAUUAGAAUCACCACGUGGUAAUGCAUUAUUAAUUGGUGUCGGGGGUUCCGGUAAACAAUCUUUAUCAAGACUAGCUGCAUUUAUUAGUUCAUUAGAAGUGUUUCAAAUUACAUUACGUAAAGGUUAUGCAAUUACUGAUUUGAAAGCUGAUCUAGCUAAUCUUUAUUUAAAAGCUGGAUUAAAAAAUACUGGUACUGUUUUCUUAUUAACCGACAGUCAAAUUACUGAAGAGAAAUUUUUGGUACUUAUCAACGAUUUAUUAGCAUCCGGUGAUAUACCAGAAUUAUUGCCUGAUGAUGAAGUCGAAAAUGUAAUUAAUGGGAUGCGUGGAGAAGUUAAAUCGCAAGGUAUACAAGAUACACGUGAAAAUUGUUGGAGUUAUUUCAUUGAUAAAGUACGUCGUUUGUUAAAAGUGGUGUUGUGCUUUUCACCAGUUGGUGCAACAUUACGUGUUAGAGCGAGAAAAUUUCCAGCUAUUGUUAACUGUACUUCAAUUGACUGGUUUCAUGAAUGGCCUAAAGAAGCCUUAUUAUCAGUAUCAAAACGAUUUUUAAGUAGUAUAGAAUUACUACCGGAAAAUAUUCGACCAUCUGUUGCAGAAUUCAUGUCAUUUACACAUCAAUCAGUUAAUGAUAUAAGUAUUACUUAUUUACAGAAUGAACGUCGUUACAAUUAUACAACACCAAAAUCAUUCUUAGAACAGAUACAACUAUAUGAAAAUAUGUUAAAUCAAAAAUAUACUGAUUUAGUUAAUAAAAUGACACGCUUAGAAAAUGGUUUACAAAAACUAGAAAGUACUUCACAGCAAGUGGAUGAUUUAAAAGCAAAAUUAGCAGCGCAGGAAGUGGAAUUAGCACAGAAAAAUGAAGAUGCUAAUAAAUUAUUAACAAUUGUUGGCGCAGAAACUGAAAAAGUUAAAGGUGAAAAAUUAUUUGCAAAUCAAGAAGAAGAAAAAGUUGCUAAAAUUAAAUUGAAGUAUCAAAAAAACAAAAAGAUUGUGAAGUUGAUUUAG
Schistosoma mattheei is the source of this 9504-nucleotide messenger RNA. Lineage: Eukaryota; Metazoa; Platyhelminthes; Trematoda; Strigeidida; Schistosomatidae. The record is from the annotation of a GenBank genome assembly.